Phlebotomus papatasi is the source of this 3453-nucleotide messenger RNA. RefSeq names its product ubiquitin carboxyl-terminal hydrolase 31 (gene Usp15-31). Gene Ontology annotation, molecular function: cysteine-type deubiquitinase activity. The transcript has 7 exons. The record is from RefSeq and is a predicted model, not a curated record. The coding region runs from base 138 to 3131 and encodes 997 amino acids. NCBI's taxonomy places the organism in Eukaryota, Metazoa, Arthropoda, Insecta, Diptera, Psychodidae. Gene Ontology annotation, biological process: protein deubiquitination.
UGCCAACUUCACACUGUGAGGGGAUGUCGCGGUGACGUCCGGCCUAAAAAAAAUCAAAAAGAAGAAGAAGAAGAAAGUAGAGGAAAAAUUCUAUUUUGUGAUUUUGGGUGUGAUUUUGUGUGAAAAUCAGUGUAAAAAUGUCACAAAAUAUUGCAUUGGAAUCGGUAAUUUGUGGUGUUGGACACGAAAUGGUGAAGAGUGAUGGUGAAAUUGGGGGUUUUGGGGAUAAAAGUGAAGCACCAUCGAGGGAUUCCAGUGGUCAGAGACUCCGUAGGGUUUUUUCCCUCUCCAAGCAGCGAAAGUCACUUCGGGUGGCCAUGAGGAAGAUACCCCUGAUUGGUGGACCUCAGGCCACGUCGGAUGAUGUGGAGGUUGGUGAUGAGAGGGAAACAUCUGGCGAGAGGCGUAAACUCUUCCGGACAUCAUCUGUGCGGAAGUUCAUCUCACGAAUUGCCCAGCAAAUCACAUCACUCAACAUCAGUGGGGUAAAACAAAAUCUGGGGGAUCGUGUGCCUCCCCUUGGGGGUUACCAGUGGCCUCCGGAUCAGACACCGGGUGUGACUGGUUUAAAAAACCAUGGAAAUACAUGCUUCAUGAAUGCCGUUCUUCAAUGUCUUAGCCAUACAGAUCUGCUGGCUGAGUAUUUUGUGUUGGAUCAGUACAAGGUGGAUCUAAAACGGCGCAACAAGAUAAAUUCGCGGAAAUUCGGCACAAAAGGGGAACUCACGGAACAAUUGGCUCUCAUCCUGAAAGCCCUCUGGACCUGUCGAUACAGCCCAGAUUACAGUACCAGCUUUAAGGCGGCCGUAGAUAGGCAUGGAUCACAAUUUCGAAGUUCCACACAGCACGAUGCCCAAGAGUUUCUCUUCUGGCUUCUGGACAAGGUGCACGAGGACCUCAACACAGCCACAAAACGGAAAUACAAGGCUAUUAAGAACACAUAUGGGCGUCCGGAUGAGAUAAUUGCCGCCGAGACGCUUGCCAAUCACAUUCGCUGCAACAAUUCCUUCGUACAGGCCGUCUUCCAGGCCCAAUUUCGUUCAUCUCUCACGUGUCCGCGGUGCCAAAAGCAGAGCAAUACCUUUGAUCCCUUUCACUGUAUUUCGGUGCAAUUGCCACAGAUUGCCCAGCAGAAUGUCAUUGUGACUGUCCUGUAUGCCACGCAGCAUCCGCGUCAGGUGAAAUUGGGUCUGGGCGUACCACCUGGGUCACCUUUUGUGACACUCCGGGAACAAUUGCACCUGGACACUGGUAUCCCGGCGGAUCGGAUGGUGUUGAUGGAAAUCAAUGAUCAGGGUUUUUCACGAGUGUUCAGUGAUUCAGAUCCCAUUUCUGUUGUGGCUGAUAGUGAUCAGGUGUACUGUAUUGAGACACCUGAGGUGACAGGGGACGAGGCCAGUGUGUUGCUCUGUGUAGUGAAUGUGACCAGGAGGGAUGGGGAAAAGGAGGAAGGACAGAGAUUUGGGGCACCAAUGUGUGUUCGGGUGAAACGAGAUAUCACCCAUGGGGAACUUCAGAGGGCUCUGAUUAGGGAAUUAUCGCCAAUUUUGAAGAGUGACAGUGUUGAGGGUGUGUUUAGGAUACGUCUCCAGGAUCCCCUUGUGGAUCCAGACACCUACCUCGAACCCACCAUUGAGCAUCCACUCUUCACUGAAAACAUCGAUGUGAUGUUGUCCGUCGUUCCACCGGACACGGGUCCGGCAAAUGUGAGGCUGUUGCUGGAAUGGGAAAAUCCCGAAGAGCAUUUCAGUGACAUGACGGAUCCCAUUGUAGAGCAUGCCAGUGUGGCACAGAUGAAGGAGAAGACAUCGGAAUGUGCAAUGUUGACACUGGAACAGUGUCUGGAUCAUUAUACAAAGGCUGAAACUCUGAGUGCCGAAGAUGCCUGGCGUUGUCCACAUUGUCAGAAAUAUUUGCCAGUGGUGAAGACACUGGGACUAUGGUCUCUGCCUGAUAUUCUUGUGAUUCACUUCAAGAGAUUCCGCCAGCAACAGUUGAGAGAACCCCAAGCAGCCAAACUCACAACAAUGGUCAAGUUCCCACUGAAUGGCUUCGAUAUGUCGCCCCAUUUGGCAAGAUCGCCCACCGAAGGUGCUCCAGGGGAUCCCGGGACCAAUGAUGGAGACAACUGGAGCCCCUGGAAACUGAUGAAGCGCCGCGAUCAGACCUUUAUGUCCAAUGGUCAUCACAAAGACACCAAAUAUGAUUUGUAUGCUGUCUGUUACCACCAAGGAGAUACUCUUGAGACUGGCCACUAUACAGCUGCCUGUAGGAAUCCCUACGAUCAGCAGUGGUAUAAGUUUGACGAUCAGAAUGUGGCCAAAGUGAAUUCGGAGGCCAUCGAAGAGGAGAUUAUUAACAACGAGGCUUACAUUUUGUUCUAUCAAAGACGGAAAAUUGAUGUGGGAGAGUGUUCGGGAGGUAGUUCAUCUUCGGGGGAUCAUUGGGUGUCAAGGAUAACAGCCACAACAGCCCCAUCGGCCACAGUUGUGGAUGAAACCACCAAAAUUGGCGAGAAAUCGGCCACAACUGAGACGAAGAAAAAUAUUCCUGAAGUUGAUUUGAAAGAGGAACCAUCUUCCAAUGAAGGAGCAGGAGCAGGAGAAAAGGUUAAAAGCACCGAAGAGAGUACAGUUGUUGUAACAGAGGCUGAGGUGACUGAAGUUGCUGAGGAAGUAGAAGAAGCUGAAAUUGUUCAGGAAGAAACAAAAGUCGCAGAAGAAAGUCCACUUGAGGAAGAAAAAGAGCCUUCUGUGAAAGACGAAGAGAGUCUAACGAGAGAAGAUUCAACGGAUAGUCUCGGUGCCCUUGAAGAAGACUCAAAAAUGUCUGAAGUGGAACAGGAAGAGGAGAGAUUCUUCAAUUCUGUGCCCGAAGCACGAAUUAACUGGCUCAAAGCCUUUGAUGACAACUUCGAUAAUCGGCGGCAGAGUCUGAGUUCGGCUGGAUUCAAAUGUGAUUCCCUGCGAAGGAGUACAGGACCUUGUAGCAAAGACACACUCCUUUACAUUGAUCAGCAAAGCCACCCAGCACUCGAUGAUGAUGACUCCACCAUUCUAUCCACCUCUCAUUCGCUUUGGAUCACUCCAGUAGCGUCCCAUAAGCUCAUCAGUGUCUCGCCGAAAAACUAAAAUCUAGAAACACUAAGUGUUUUUUUUUCUAAAAAAAAAAAGAGAAAGCUAUGUUUUUUGGAAUAUUGCAACUUUUCUGCAUUAACUAAGGACAAUUUAAGAAGGAGUUUGUAGUUGAUAAUCUCACGUGGGUAUUAUUUUGAAGAAAUAUACAGUAGAUGUUGCAGUGAGAAAGCAUGAUUUGCACAGUAAUUUUAUUCUAGUGGAGUUUAAAACAAAUUUGAAUAUAUUGAAAAGAAGAAGAAAAAAAGUAUAUUUUGUAAAUAUUACCAUUUUAAAUUUAUUAACAUAUUUAAAAGAAAAUAAAUUGUUACUUCAAAAA